Molecule: messenger RNA, 1953 nt
Organism: Lottia gigantea (owl limpet)
Lineage: Eukaryota; Metazoa; Mollusca; Gastropoda; Lottiidae
Exons: 5
Coding region: 1-1095 (364 amino acids)
Biological process (GO): protein O-linked glycosylation via mannose
Cellular component (GO): Golgi apparatus
Molecular function (GO): ribitol beta-1,4-xylosyltransferase activity
Source: RefSeq, a predicted model, not a curated record
AUGGCAGAUUUAGUAAUAUUUAUAUUGUAUUUGAUUAAAUUAAUGGUGAGGAAAUUUUGGCUUGAAAAACAUAAUCUCAGUGGUUCAACUGCCAUAGUGACUGGCCUGUAUCUAUGGGAACAUAUUUUAAAUGGAGAUUUAGAAGAAAAGUUGGGAGGUGUUUGGAGUUAUGGUGUUAAAAAAAUAAAUAAUAUUAGAUUUAAGUUCCGGACGGGUCCAGGUGUGAUUCCCACCAAAGUUCCAAGGAACACAGAAAAUUUAUUGUUAGUGCUCAAUGGAAGAGAAACAUCAAAAAUAGACUUUGCCAAAUUAUGGUUAGACUUUCUACCCACGCUGCCAUAUUUAAAAAAUGCUGCUGUAGUGUUGCUAGGCAAUGAACAGUGUAACAAUGAUUGGAUAAAACCGUAUUUAAAUAAUCGUGGUGGACCAAUCAAAUUUGUGUUUUUAGUUUAUGACAGUCGUGAUGUAGACAAUGUAAAUUUUUAUCAAUGGCCUCUUGGUGUAGCAACGUAUAGAGACUUUCCUAAAGUAGAUACAGCACACCUACCUGUGUCCUCUAAUAGAAAAUAUACCUGUAACUUUCUAGGAACUAUUUAUAAACAAUCUUCUAGAGAAACUUUAUUAAAUAUAUUAAAUAAUAAUACACAUAAAUCACAGUUCUUUAUCAAACCUCGUUAUGAGUGGUUACCCCAGGAAACAGAUGAAACUCGUGAUGACUAUAUAAGGGCAUUAGCUCAGAGUGAUUUAACGCUAAACCCUGUUGGACAGAACACUGAGUGUUAUAGAAUAUACGAGGCCAUGGCCUAUGGUUCCGUGCCUGUUAUAGAAGAUCAAAUGACCCCUGGAAAUUGUGGGGUGUCCAGUGCUUCCCCCCUGUCACCGCUACGCCUUUUAAAAGAAUAUAAUGCCCCUGUGAUCUAUAUCAAAAACUGGAAUGAACUUCCAGGAAUUUUAAAGAAAGAAAUGACUUUAACACCUGAUGAUCGAACACAUAGAAGAGAAAAGUUGAUACAGUGGUAUGAAAAUUUUAAAUCCAUCAUGCGAGACAAACUGGUGCGUGUUUUAGAAGAAAAAUUUUUUAACAUCAAACGAUGAUGGUAACUGUUUAUAUUUUAGGUUUUAACAAAUUUACGGAUUUCAGUACAAUCUCAAAGGGAUUGUAUAGAGGUUUUCUAAAUUUUGACAUCAUCAAACACUUAGUUUUAGUGGAAUUACAACCACAGACAUGUGAUUGAAGAUUGGAAUGGUGUAAAUUAAUGGUAUCAGUGUACUUAUACAAAGUUGUGAACUUCUUUACAAUCCCUUUAAAAUAUAGAGGAAAAGGUUGGUAAUCAAGAAGAAUUGUUUAUCAAUAGCAUACUGAGAUUCAUCUUCAUCUUUCUCAAUAGAAAUUAUUCAUUUUGUCUUUAAAUUGAUUGUUAGAUAUUAUUAUUAAGGCCUUGGACAGAUCUCUAUGAUCAGUUCUUGUCAUUUCACCCCAUUAUAUAAAAGAGCUGGCUAUGAUUCAUUAAAUGAUUAUAAUUGUUGGCGGCAAAAGUAAUUUUCAAAUCAAUUGAGGUAUCCCACUUUUUUAGAACCUUUUUCGGCAAAAUAUGUAAUAUAAACAUUAGCAUGGUAAUUUGAAAGAUCAAGUUUAUGAUUCAAUGAAAAUCAGUCAAAAAAAUCAUACUUCAUCUUAUAUGUGAGAUAUAUAUAGAAUUUAAUAAGUAGGCCAAGUUUGGACAUAGCAUGGUUGCCUGGAGAAUCAGGGACUUGUAUAUGUUAUCCAAAGUUAUAAUAGUGUUGAAAGAUUGUACUGAAAUCCUUGUUUAAUAGAAAGAUUUAGUGCUAAAAAUUGUUAAUACAUGUAGUUAAACUUUGACGAGAGAGUAAAAUGUCCUGCUUCUUAAAUAAUCAAAUCAAAUACUACUAUGAUAUCCUAAUAAUCCUAUGAUUACUGUAAAUGUAAUUACC